Phytomonas sp. EM1 is the source of this 643-nucleotide messenger RNA. The record is from the annotation of a GenBank genome assembly. Lineage: Eukaryota; Euglenozoa; Kinetoplastea; Trypanosomatida; Trypanosomatidae.
AGAAGUGGGAAAUAAGAGACGUUCCCUGUGUCCAUUCGUCGUUCUCAGUGAUUUUGCGAUGCUCGAAAAUGAGCUCUCUAAACCCAAAGGCGUGUCCCGCUUCCGCGUCCUUUUCUCACAGCCCGGAGGCACCAAAAAGCAGCGGAGGUGGGUGGAGGGCUUCCUCGUCGUCGGCCAUGACGCGUCCUACCUCUACGAUACUGAGAACCACUCCACGGUGGCUGUCAGCCGCGGCUCCAGCGUGCGGCCGAAUCCAGUAUUUCAGACCAUGCAAAACGCCCACAACGGCCUCGACUGGACAGCGGCGCAGUCGGAGACGCUCUCGGUGAUGCGAGGCUACGCGGUCCAGAUCAUUGAAGUGAUGGAACUACAUCUUAUUCCCUACGCGACUCCGACCGCUACGGAUAGGCCUAGGGCAGCCCAUGGCACAGAGGGGUGUAUGGGUCCGGAUCCCACGGAGAUCCAUACGCGGAGCCCCCAGUGCGGAGGAGUGGAUUUACUUCCAGAAGCGGUGUCGAGUUCUCCACGGAGGUUCCGCAAACCGGUGCCUAUGCCACGGUCGGCUUCGCCGCUCGGGAAGCGAAGUCGGAGUGAAAUUAUGCGAUCGCUAGCCGAAAGCUAUGCCCAUUACUUUUAUCAAUAG